UAAUCGAGAACUGGGAACUUUCGGGAAUUCAGGAAGUUUCGGAACUAUUAGCUAAUUAGGCACUGCUCUGCUUUAGUGCGCUCACUUUGUACUUCUUUACCGUACCAUUCUGCUGUUUAAACUAACAAUCCAGUCCUUUAACACACGUAUUUAAUGUCAGCUAUUCAGAAGCACGUCCACAGGCACCAUGGUGAACAAACAGGAUUUGGAGGAAAGCUUAAAAAAGCUGCUUGUGCGACUGAGGAACAACCUCGAAGAGGGGAGGCAGUUGGGCAGCAUGGUCCAGAUCGUUCAGGAUCUUCUGUUCCUUGCACACACUGACGACUGUGAAGAACUGUUUAAGGACAAAAACGUCCAUGAGCCACUGAUGCUGGUUCUCACGUCUUGCAGCAACAGUAAACUUCAGCAGGUGGGAUUGUCCCUGCUCUGCCGGCUGAUGGAGAUCUGUCCUGCCACUCUGGACAAGCUGGUUUAUCCCCUCCAAGCUGGGAAAGAUUGGGAAGUUCUAGGGGUGCAUAAGCAGAUUCUGAAGGUGCUGACCAAUUAUCACAAAGACUUUAAAGUAAUAAUAGUAGCACUACGAGCGCUGGCCCUGCUGCUGAGAUCCGAUGAGCUGGCACUGCUGGUUCUGGAGGAGGACUUGGAUGUGUUUGAGCUGGUGGUGGAAUCUAUGAAGGAAUUUUCUCAUAGUGAGGAGCUGCAGCUUCAGGGCUGCUCUGCUCUGCAUCUGCUGCUAGAGAGAGUUCCAGAGGAACAUCUGCAGGAGUUUAUUGAAAGAAAGGAUCAUACUGUGGUUCUGAGUGUGCUCAGUAGGUUUAAGGACAGUGAAAAUGUAGUGUUGGCUGCACUGCAGACGCUUAUACCAUUAGCUGGUCCUGCAAGCAAUGUGGAAAUUCUCAUGUCCAAAACGGAAAAGUGCUACAGCUUGGUGUGCCAGGCAUUGGAAGCGUGCUCACAGUCGGAGGCUGUACAGGAGACGGGAUGCUGCCUGCUGCAAAAAUUUACUUCAGAGAGUUACUUCAAUAUCCUGGUGCUGAACGAUGUGCACAGAGUGGCUGUACAAGCUUGUCUUUCCUACCCUAAAAAUGCCAAAAUCCAGGCUGCUGCUCUUUCCUGUCUGGCUGCACUCACAAAGACAAUUGUGGACAAUAAGGGUCUUGAGAGACACAGCAGUGAGGAUGAGGAUGUGGUUGAGGGGAUUAACAGAGAGGAAGAGGAAAAUGUUGAAGAGGAAGGCUUGGUUUGGAGAGAGGCUUGCUGUACAGCUUUAGAGAGACAUGCCGACAAUGUAGUCGUGCAGGAGGCUGCCUGUUGGGCUUUAAACAGCUUGCUGCUUUACGGCAGUGCACGCAAUCAUAUAUACAUGGAAUCCAAAGACAGGCCUCCUGUACACAUUCACUUAAUCACUGUGAUGCUUCACUCCUCAAGUGUUGGUGUGUUUCAGGCAGCAGCAACCACACUGAGCACACUUAUACGUCGGCACAGUAAAAUGAGGUCCAAUCUGCUGAGCUGUGGUAUUCACUACAAUAUUGUAGAACUUAUGAAGAAACAUGCACUCUCCAGCACAGUGUGUGAGAGUGCUUGCAGACUUCUCUUCACACUUUUUCAAGGAGGCAGGAGGAUGAGUCUGGAUGAAGGGACCAUGGCUCUGGGUCAAAUCCUGAUCGCCAUGAAAGAUCAUAGCUUUCUGCCUGAAGUACAGCUUGAGGGACUAAGAGCCAGUCUGGUGCUCCUCAACCCAGACCGCAGUUUGAGGGAGGAAGGUACAUCUGUAGCAGAUCCAGACACUUUAGAUGUAUCUUUGAAAGUUUUGAAGAAUCAGUGUGUGAUAGAGGGAGCACAUGCUGUUUACCUGGAAGCCCUAAACAGGUUCAUCAGCAGUGAGGAGAUCCAAGAGUGUGGGCUUGUUGUUCUGACAGCUUUGGCUGAUUGCUCUGGAGCUGUUGAUCUCAUGUGCCAACAGGGGGCGAUAGAUACAGUGCUGCACACACUACAGAUGUUUCCUCACAAACGAGAUAUCCAUUACUGGGCUCUAAGCCUCCUGUAUCAUCUCAUGUCAAAGAAGAAGCUCUUACAUAUGAUGGUGCGCGUGCUGGUAUCUGUUCUAAUUGUCUCUGUGAGACAGCAUAAAGAGGAUGCAGAGAUGCUUCACAAAGGUUUUCAGGUGCUGUGGAAGCUGUUGGACACAUGUCCAAACGCAGCAGCCGAGCUGGAUAAAGAGGGCUUUGAGAAGGAGAUCUUCCAACAGUUGAGGGAAAGCUCUUCAGAUAAGAGAUAUGAUCCACUGCAAAAGCUUAGCCGGAUGUGUCUGUCAAAGAUGGCAGUGGACAGCGAGAUCUGUUACCGGCUACUAGAAAGGGCAUGUGAGGAAAGGGAUGUGGUCAUGGCUGAGUGUCUUAUACAUUUGGGAGCUGACGUCAAUAAAAAAACCAAGACAGAGUCUUUGAUAUAUCAGGUGUGUGAGCGUGGUGGGCCACUGCCGUUGGUUGAGCUGCUAGUUAGCAGUGGUGUACAUGAGCAACAGCUGCGAGGCGCUCUGAGCGUAUGCGUGAGAGAACGAGACGGACCACUGGUCGUCCUUCUGCUGGCUCGACUGGGUCUGGACCACACCAACAACGCUCUGUGUCUGGGAGGGUUCAGGCUUGGACAUUUGGAAGCCACAUGGCUUAGUGCACUUCUGUCGGAGCGCAGAGCUCCCCCUACUACCCCGAAGAGGAAUAGUAAGGGGCAGUGUCUGGCCAGAUGGAUAAAGUCCAUGCAGAAUAGGAGAAGUCAUGUUGUGAGCUGUCCUGGGUAUUACUCUGAUGAGGGGAGUGAUGACUCCUCUUACACCUCACUAGAUGACAGUGUGUUUCUUACACUUGAAGACAGCGAUGGAAGUGACAGUUCUGUUUGGGGGAUGAGAAGUUUCUGUGAUUCACCGGAGCUGAGGGGGCGAUCUAAAACAAGGCAAGAGGGUCAGCGAAGACGUGCUUCCUCUGAGGCAAGGAGUGAUGUUCCCGACGUUACCGAUUCCUUUUCAAAUAGGUUGAACAAGAAUGGCAUAUUUCAAAGAGGAAUGAUUUUUUCAGAGAGCUCUUCCCCCGGUGGUUUACUGUCAAGUAUGGACAGAGAUCGUAUUAGACUGCUGGAUCUGUCAGGGAAUGAGCUGAACUCUCUGUUAUGCUUGAUGGAUGACAGUGUAGUUCUGCAGCAGCUUGAGCAUCUAUUACAUCUUGAUCUGAGCAGCAACAGCCUGUCAGAGUUUCCCCCUGCUCUCUGUGAGAGCUUGAGAAGCCUCACUCGACUGGAUCUACAAGGCAACCAGUUGCACACACUUCCUGCUGAACUGCUGAGCCUACCCUCAUUAAGCAUGCUCAACGUCUCACAGAACUCCGUUGGUCCAGAGCUCUGUUUGGACCCAUACGUGUGCUGUCCGUGUCUGCGGCAGCUUAACCUUUCCUACAACAACAUCACUGCCUUUCCAUACCAGCUGGGCAAAGCCAUGGAAAACCUUCGUGAGCUCUCACUGGAGGGGAAUCAAAUCUCUGAACUCUCCUUACCUCUCUCUCUCCCUGAACUGAAAGUGUUAGAUGUAUCCAAAAAUAAUUUAAUGAUGAUCUCUGAUGAUGUCCUGUCUUUAUGCAUUAAGCUGGAAACAUUCAGCGCCUCCAACAACAAACUUAGUUAUUUGUCACCACUGCCAUCUAAAUUAACAACACUGAAAUUAUCCCGGAACAAUUAUAAAAGUGUGCCUGAAGCAAUCGUCAACCUACCAAAUUUGCGAUCGUUGGACAUGACGAAUAAUAGUAUCACUGUCCUGCCUGGUCCAGAGAUCUGGGGCAGUGCUAAUCUGAGAGAGCUGAUGUUCAGCAAGAACCAGAUAUCUGUGCUGGAGCUGAGAGAACCUGUUUUUAAGUGGGCUCGUCUGGAGAAGCUGCAUCUGAGUGAUAACAAGCUCACUGAGCUUCCCCCUCAAAUUGGGCUGCUGGAGGAGUUGACCUCAUUAGAUGUGAGUGGUAAUGAGGGCCUGCAUUCUUUUCCUGAUGAAAUUGGUAAGCUGGGGCGGCUGUGGGAUUUGCCCCUGGACAGACUUCAGCUUCAGAUGGACCUUAAACUUAUUGGAAACAAGACCAAAGACAUUGUCAGGUACUUUCAGCACCGCCUAAAGAAGGCUGUUCCAUAUUACCGGAUGAAGCUGAUAGUGGUGGGAACUACAGGCAGUGGAAAGACCACACUGAUCCAUCAGCUAAUGAAGCUCAAACGUUCCCAGUGGUACUGUGGCACACAUAUCUCCAGCAUCACCAUCAAAGACUGGACCAUCCGAAACUACAAGAAAAACAUGGUCUUGAACUUUUGGGACUUCUCAGGUGGAGAGAAGUACAGUGGCUCUCACCCUCACUUUAUGAGCUCUCGAGCUCUCUACUUGGUACUGUAUGACCUGAGUAAGGGAGUCAGUGAGUUGGAUGCAGUCAGACCCUGGCUCUUUAACAUCAAAGCUUUAGCCCCUCUCUCCCCUGUAAUUCUGGUUGGCACUCAUCUGGAUGAGUGUGAAGAGGGUUUGUUGCUUCAGUGCGAGCAUAAGCUCCGUGACGAAGUGCUGUCCAUGCCCGGUUUCCCAACCAUUAGAGAAAACUUCAUGCUCUGUGCCUGUGAGGAGUCCGUCCUGAUCAGCAGACUUCGCAAGGUCAUCGUCAGAGAGGCCAGCGACUUUAAGAUCCAAGGGCAGCCAGUGAUGGGGCAGCUGGUUCCUGAUUCUUAUGUUGAGCUGGAGAGGAGGAUUCUGCAAGAGAAAAAUCGUGUGCUUGCUGAAUUUCCUGUGCUUAGACACCAGCGUCUUAUUGAGCUUAUUGAGGAGAGCCAGCUGCAGUUGGAGGAGGGAGAACUUGCUCAUGCCAUUCGCUUUCUAAGUGAGACUGGUGUACUCCUGCACUUUGAUGACCCUGCAUUCCAACUUCAAGAUUUGUAUUUCAUCGAUCCACAGUGGCUGUGCAACAUAAUUACUCAGAUCCUGACUCUAAGAAGCCUAUGUGAGAGUCCCAGAGGAGUGGUGCAGCACUCAGUGGUGGAGAGAUUCCUCAAUGAGAGCCGCUGUUUUCCCAAGGAACAGCUCAUGCAGUACUUUAAACUGCUGGAGAAGUUCCAAAUUGCUCUGCCUUUUGGGGAUAAACAACUGCUGGUGCCCAGCAGUCUGUCUGAUAACAAGCCAGUAAUUGAGCUUCCUCACUGUGAGAAUUCUGAGAUCAUUGUGAGGCUUUAUGAGAUGCCCUAUUUUCCCAUGGGUUUUUGGUCCAGGCUGAUCAGCCGUCUGCUGGAGUUCUCCCUGUUAAUGCUGUCAGAGAGAGAUAAAACUACAAGACCAAACCGAAUCUACUGGAGGACCGGGGUGUACCUGAACUGGUCUUCUGAGGCGUACUACCUAGUGGAAGCCUGUUUAAUGAAGAACAAGCCUGUUAGCUAUGUUAAAAUCACUGUGCCCUGCUCACGUAAAGGUCACAUGCUAUUAGGCCAAGUGGUUGAUCAUAUAGACUCUUUGCUGGAGGAGUGGUUUCCUGGUCUCCUCGCCACUGAUGUACACGGGGAUGGGGAGUCUCUUCUGAAGAAGUGGGCUUGUUACAGCUUUGACGACACACAAGACUGGAAUCAGAUGCUGCUGGAGGAUCUGCUCAAACAUAUUGAGAAAGAUGGUCGGUUGGUGAAUCCAGAAAACCCUCACUGUACAAUACCCAUCUCACAAAUAUGCCCUGAUCUAAUGCUGUGUGACCAACCUGCUAGUAUCAUGCUGAACCAUGAGGAGCUUGAGAUGGAGCUUUCCAAAGAGUACCUGCUUGGUGAUGGAGGCUUUGGCUCAGUGUACAGAGCAAUAUACAGAAAUGAAGAUGUUGCUGUGAAGAUUUUUAAGAAGCACGCUUCCCAUUAUUAUGUUCAUAGACUACUAAGACAGGAGCUGACAGUGUUGGGCAGGCUGCAUCACCCCAGUCUGGUGGGUCUGCUGGCUGCAGGGAGCUUUCCUCAUCUACUAGUGAUGGAACUGGCACCAUGCGGUUCUCUUGACUCACGGUUUGAACAUGAGAAUGGCAGAUUGAACCGCAAACUGCAACAUAGAAUAGCAUUGCAAGUGGCUGAUGGCCUCAGUUAUUUGCACUCUUCUAUGAUAAUCUACCGGGACUUAAAACCUCACAAUGUUCUGCUGUUCAGUUUGAAGGCUGACUCUGAGAUAAUAGCAAAACUGACUGAUUAUGGCAUCUCUCAGUACUGCUGCAGUAUGGGAGUCAAGAGCUCUGAGGGCACUCCAGGUUUCCGGGCACCUGAGGUUGCUCAUGGAAAUGUUAUUUAUAACGUUCAGGCAGACAUGUAUUCUUUUGGUUUGCUCCUAUAUGAUCUUUUGACGUGUGGAGAAAGAAUAUCAGAUGGAGUGAAGUUUCCCAGCGAGUUUGAUGAAAUAGCUGUGCAGGGAAAACUACCAGACCCAGUUAAGCACUACAAAUGUUCUCCAUGGCCAAUGUUUCAGAGUCUGAUGAAGCAAUGUCUGAGGGAAAACCCAGAGAGCAGACUCACCUCUGCAAAGGUGUUUGACUAUUUAAACUCGGGGGAGAUGCUUUGUCUGAAUAGUGAGCUGACGGUGCGUGGGCUGUCUAGUGAGUGUUUCACUGCGUCACAUAGCAAUGGAGGUGUAAAUGGGAGUGUGAACAUGGGUUCAUUGUCUCAAGUUUGGAUGGGAAGUGGCAGUAGCAGCCAGGGGCUCGGCCGUGUCACGUGUGUUGAUGUAGAGACGGAGAAAAUUUCCACACUGGAGGUUGACCAAAGUCCUGUGCUCUGCCUGGUGACUGUCAGAGUACCUGAACAGACCCAUGACUGGCUGGUUGCUGGAACACAGCGCGGAUCACUAGUGGUUAUGGAUACAAGGAGCAUUACAGUUUUGCACUGUUUGCGAAGUGUAAAGGAUGCGGUGACCUCGUUGUUCUUUCACACUCAGCGCAGCUGUUUGAAGAACUACUUAUUAGUGGGAACUGCAGAUGGGACUCUUGUCAUUUAUGAGGAUUCAGUAAUAAAGUGUGCUGAUGGUGGUCCAGUAAAGGUGGUGCAGGUUGGGAACGUGAACACUCCUCUGAUGUGUGUGGCUCCAUCAGGUCACCAUCUGGACCGUACCACGCUGUGGGCUGGCUGUGGCACCAAAGUGCUGUCACUAACUAUGGAUUACAACAUCUGCAAGAGCAUUGACACCAGGCCCAGCUUCUAUCAUAAGCAGCGGAUAGCCAGCAGCGAGGCAUGUAUCUCUCGACUAGUGGUGGAGAAGUUUGUGUAUCUCAGUAAAAAUGGAGGACAUACUGUGGAGGUGUGGGAUAAAAAGACUGGGAAGAUGAUUGACUUCAUCGACUGCGCACAGUUACUCAGGUCCAGCUCGAACAAGAAAAACAGGGCUGCCAGUUCUGACAUUUUUAGAGAGGUGGAGUCAUCAUGGGCUCGAGUAAAGGCACUGUUGGUUCAGCACAAUGGCACGCUAUGGAUCGGUACCAGAGCUGGAAUCAUCCUGCUGGUGGAUAUGACUACUCAUCAGCUACUACAGGCCAUCAAUUCCGGCUGCCACUCAGUGCGCAGUAUGGCCUCUGUACUCAUUGAGACACAGAACAGAAGAAGUGUGGUCCUGAUGUUGGGCAGACGCGUUCGCAAGUCUUCGGACCAGAUCAAGUCUCCGUUAGGUGAGGACUCAGUGCUAAUAACGUGGAGUAGCACUAUGCCUCAGGAAGUCAAGGAUCUGAACAGACACACUGAGCUAAGAGAACAGAUUACAGCCAAAAUGAGAGAACAGAACCAUGACUAAACUUUUGAUUUCUACUUCUUCACAGGAUCAGUAUGAAUUCUCAACACUAAAUAUUUCACCGUUCACCAAUUGGAAAUUUUGGUUCAAAUUUUAAUGUCAUAUUAAAAAGGGACGGUUUAUGUAUUCACUCAAAAUUUACAGAUCAUUUGUUUUUUAUUAUUAUGGACAUUAUUUUAAUUGUCAAAAAGUCAUUGUGUACUACAGCAAAGUGCACAAUUUGCUCAAAGUAAAGCUAGCUUAUUUUUGAAUAUAAAGUUGGCAGGUAUGUGUAUACAGUAAUGGAUUGUUAUACUGUAUGCCUAUGUUAGUUUAGUUAAAUCAUUGAUUUACGGGCUGUUUAGAUAUUUUGUUUUGCAUUCGUUUUUUGCGACUAUGUAACAAUACUAUGCUGUAUGUAGGGAAUUUGUUGCUCAGUGGUUAAGGGACUGCCACUAAGUUGCCACUGUUGAGCCCCUGAGCAAGGCCCUUAAACCUUAAUUGCAUGCAUUGUAUUCAUUAACAGUUGUAUGUUGCUUUGGAUAAAAGCAUCUGCAAAAUGCCAUCAAUGAAAAUGGAUGUAGCAGAUAUUUGGAAAAUGUAUAUAGCUCUUAAAACCAUUAUUUAACUGGGCUGAAAGCUGUACAACCCUCAGCACAGGUUAGCUGGAGAUUUAGUCGUUUUAUGUUACUAUGAGUACCAGGAGCCUGAGGUUUUAAACAAUUGGAUAUGCACUAAAAUUGGGCACAGCAAAUAUAUAUUGGAGCAGUUUUUCCAGACACAAUAUUAAACAGUGACGUUCCUUUUUCAAAUACAUUUACUUGAAUAUACUUUACUUUGAAUAUAUUUUAUUUUCUAAACAACUGCAGUUCUACUAUUUGCUGUAUUAUUUUGAUGUCUUAUUGUACACACAGGCUUUAUUUAUUUCAACACUUGUGACUCCAAAUCAACACAGGCUACAAUAAACAGUGUAACAUGGGUUAUUGUGGUAAAACAGCAUUUUAAAUGGAAAAGAUUUCUUUUAGAAAAGAACAAAUAGAAUACAAUGCUUUUGUCAUUUAUAAAUAUACACAUGUACAGUACAUUGAAAUUAUUUUUCCAUACAUCCCACCUUGUUUGGAAACUGAGGUCAGAGCUCAGGGUCAGCCAUUGUAUGGCACCCCUGGAGGCGAAAGUGUUAAGGGCCAUGCUCAAGGAUAGUGGCUGCAUGGCGGAGAAGGGAUUCAAACCCACCCUUUUGAAUGAUUGCCCAAAGCUCUACCCACAAGGCUACCACUGAUCUGGAUUUGCACCUCUACUACCGUUUACUAUUAAAAGAGGUACAUUAUCCAAAUAUAUAAUUAUAAGCUUUUGCCUGUUAUAAACCUAUAUUUAUAAGGAAGCAGCUUAAUGUGACAAAACACUAAGGCACAGUAGGCUUUUUCAUGUUAGAGGUUUUAAGGUCUCUUUUUUUGGAAUGCACUUAUUGUACUGCCAUAGCUUUCUUUCAUGGCAGUAGACAGCUAAACAUCCCACUGGCUUUCUAAAGCUGUGCUUAAUCAAUUAUAGGAAAGCAUAGCAUAGCGUUCAGGUCAUGUCCUUAGCUCUAGGUCAUGUAAAAACAGGUAACCUGACUCUGCUCUGGGGUGGUGCAAUAUUUUUACUUUUCUCCCCUGACCACUUCAAACAUUGCGUUGCUGGACAUGUCUUUCAUGCAUAACCAUUUGCAUGUAAUUUCUUGUUGAUUUGGAUAUUUGCUGUGUUAGCAUAUAAAAGCCAUAGGUUUAUACACUACAUAUACUGUAUAGCAGAAUUUUUGUGUGCACACAACUUUACAGCUUUCUCACACUACAUAUUUACUUCACAUGCUGUAGUACAUUUGCCAAAGGGACAUUGGACAUGAAUUGUAAAUUAGUUACUGAAUGCUGGACCAAUAAGCCAUAUAUUAGAUAAAGAUGUAUUUAUUUUUCCUUAAACUUGUAUGAACAUGUUAUUGUGUUAAUUGUUUUAAAAAUGAAUUUAGUUUGUAUGUUUAAUUGUAAAAAUGUCUCAAGGUUAUGUGUAGUAUUGAAUUGAAAUGGACAUAAAGGAAACAUUACAAAACCCUAA
Molecule: messenger RNA, 9865 nt
Organism: Trichomycterus rosablanca
Lineage: Eukaryota; Metazoa; Chordata; Actinopteri; Siluriformes; Trichomycteridae
Gene: lrrk2
Product: leucine-rich repeat kinase 2
Exons: 52
Coding region: 188-7801 (2537 amino acids)
Biological process (GO): protein phosphorylation
Molecular function (GO): protein binding; ATP binding; protein kinase activity
Source: RefSeq, a predicted model, not a curated record